Messenger RNA from Moneuplotes crassus, 2696 nucleotides. The record is from the annotation of a GenBank genome assembly. NCBI's taxonomy places the organism in Eukaryota, Ciliophora, Spirotrichea, Euplotida, Euplotidae.
AUGGAUAAUUUUUCUGCCACAUCUUUCUAUAGAGAUAGUAGUAGCGGCAAGCGAGCCAUGGGCAAGUCUUACGAUGGUGAUGACCUCCUCACUAAGAACCUCAUGUUGUCAAUAGAUUAUGAGAUCAAGAAGAAGAGACGAACUAAGAAAACUCCUAAGGCCGAAAAAUACAGAAGGAUUUAUAAAUAAGCUACAAUUCUUUAAGUACUUCUCUCUAGCGGUGUAUGUUUUGCUCGCUUUCUUUGAGAUCCCAACUUGGUGUAUUGAGAACGAGAAAGUCAAAGACUAUUCCACCUGAGAUAAAGAGGUUUACCCAAAUUCUGGGAUUCCUAAAAUUCCCUUCCUAAUGGGAAAUAUCUUAUCGAUAGUCCUUCUUCUGAUACUUGUGUUUUUCGUGUUGUUCAGGAGAACCUUUAAGAUAAUCUCUUAUCAUUCAAAAGUACGAGAAAUUUCGUUGAUAAUCCUCAGUAUCAUUGCUAUUGUUGAUAUCAUCAUUGCACAAACGCUUAAACAAGGUCCUUAUCUAAGCAGAGUGGUGCGAGUAUUUAUCACAUUCAUAUUCCUCAGAUCCUUAAGAGAAUCUGUACGCCGGAUCAUUUUAGUAGUCUAUGACUCGAAAGAAAUCGUUGUGCUCAUCAUUGGAUACAACAUUUUCUUCGGCUGGAUAGGAACCAUCCUAUUCCAAGGAACUCAGGAAGGAGAGGUUUAUUUCUCCUCUCUUUCUGAGGGGUGUUGGAAUUUGUUGAUUUUGCUGACAACCGCUAAUUUUCCUGACAUCAUGCUGCCAGCUUACCAUUCACAUAAAUUGUAUUGUGUAUUCUUUGUGAUCUAUCUCAUUGUGGGCCUCUUCUUCACAAUGAAUCUGAUCCUGGCCUCGUUUUAUAGCACUUAUAAGAGCCGAGUUGAGAAAUCUUUGUAUGAUUUUGUAGAAGAGAGAAAUGAGUAUCUCCAAAAGAAGUUUGAGCAAUAUGAUGUUCAAAAGACUGGUAAGCUGAAAAUCAAGCAGCUAAGAAGCCUACUUGAAGAUAUCCUAGUUAUGACAGACAAGAAGGAUGAAAAAUCGCAGAUCACCUUGGAUAGGAUAGUUAAUACCUUUAUGAGCAAAUGCGGGAAGGAUUUUGAGAUUUCAUUGAAGGAUUCGCAGCCAAAUCUACAUAAAGCCUCUAGUUUCUCAAGAAAUAACACUACGACCAUAACGUUAGAAAACUUUAUAGAUUACUUUGAUCUGGUAGAUGUAUUAAAGAUCCAAACACAAGAUGUGCCGUACAAAUAAAGUAGAGUCAACAAAAUGAAAUCAGUUUAUGAGGAGGCUGCUCAAACAUCCUUUCUAUGAGUGUGUAGUAAGCAUCAUCAUCUCUCUGAAUUUUGUAGUUCUGCUAGGCAUAGAUAUCACUGACUGGAUCUCAGAAUUAAUGCUAGCUCAAAUAAUCAUCAAUUUCGUGUUCCUAUUCGAGCUCAUGCUCAUCUUCUUUAGCUAUGGUAUAUCCUAUGCAUUAUACUCAAGGAACUAUGUGAGACUAGAGCUAUUUUUGCAGAUUAUUAAUAUCCUGACAUUGUUUAACUUCGGCUAUUCUGGUGAAGGAAUGGGUCUCAUUAAGACUCUGCAAAUAACCAUUAUCUUGAGAGCCCUGAGGAUGCUGAAGCUACUCAAGGAGGUGCACCAAUGGAAAAUGAUAAUACACACCGCAAGUGCAUUAUUGAGCCCUAUCUAUACUCUGUUAUUUGUUACUUUUAUGCUGUUCUUCUUCUUUGCCAUAAUCGGAGACAGAUUAUUUGGAGGAAAGAUCUCAAAUAAAGAAGAACAAAUUUUUAAGGAUUCUAGCGUCCCUGAUAUCUUUGUAGAGAUGAACUUUAAUGACCUGGGAAGCAGCCUUCUUACUCUCUUUGCGCUUAUGGUAGUAAACAACUGGUUCUUGAUAGUUCAAGUGCAUGUAAAUGUAAUGGGAUCUAAGCAUGCUAGAUGGUUCUUUAUCUUCUUUUACUUCGUGUCAGUCGUAGUCAUGCUCAAUAUUGUAGUCGCGUUUGUCUUAGACAUGUAUGGAAGCGUUGAAUCUCUCUACUCAAAGAAGCAAAAAGAUAAAGAAGAGGAGAGAAAGCUGCAAAGCUUCUUCUCUGCUAAAAGUCCCAAUAUGAGCUACUGUGCUGAUGAGGUUCGCAAAGCAUUACCUUUGGAGGAGCAAGAGUUUCAGGACUUCUUAGUACCUAAAAAGACUUUCCCUCGGCGAUUGAAAGAGAGUAAAAGCAAUACUAAUUUGAAACACCAAUCUGCUCUUGAAGAGGAAAAAUUAAUAAAUCAAAACUCGCUCAAUGAUUAUUUUGAUAACGGAGUUAAGAUGAAAAUCACUAAUUUGGAAGACGACAUUCCGUAUUUUGAUAGCAAGGAAGACCCAGUCGAGCCUCAGUCAUUCAAAAUCCCGAUGAGAGUUAACAAAUCAGAUGAAGACGAUGAUGAAUAUGACCUCAAGAAGCACAAUUCAGAGAAAGUACUGGAUCUUAGAGCGAGGAAUUUCAGCUUCUUUGAUGCUGAGAAUGAUAAGAAAUAACCAUAUUUCUCACAAAUGGCCUUAACCUGACUGAUUAUUACUGGAAUUUCUGGUAGAGGUGUCCAUGUCAUUGAUAGGUCAUGGGGAGAUCCCUGGAUUUCUUCAUUAGUAAUUACCUUAGAAGGCCGAGCAGUCUUGUAAGAGCCAUAUUCA